UCCUCACGCGGCAGCCAUCCAGUGCAUCUCCCUGCAUCCCUCCUGACUCAGCCCCCUCUCUCCCUCCUCCCCACUCCUCCUCGGACGUGCCGCCGCUCCAUCAGGCGGAGCUCUUGGUGGAGGAAAUGAGGGACACAACAACAACCGUGGCGAUGGAAGUGUGGACGGACUAACAGCGCUAUACGGGAAGCCGGGCACAGGCUCCAGGCUCUCAGUGUAGAGCUGAAAAACUCAGAGAAAAGGUUCGAGCACAAGAAACCCGAGACGUUGCCUGGCUCCAUGUCUGCCCCUGCUCCGCCCAAUCAGAGGUCUACAUCGGUCUCUCGCCGAUUCAACCCUCUGAAGGUGCUGCAGCCCAAACGUCGCUUGCAGCAAAUACUGGCGUCCUCGCCCGUGCCGGUACCCAAGCCGGCGUCUGGGUCGGGGACUGCUGUGCCAGCCGCCACAGCACCAGUGGCCAUUCCUGUGCCCGCGCCCCCUGCGUUUGACUACUGCAGGUUCAUAGAGUUAGACUACGUGCCCAUGGAGUCAAGCUAUAUGGUGUCAAUGCGCCCAACUAAAGGCUAUGUAUCGACCAAGUCACCGACCAAGGGAUACGCUUCCACCAAGUCUCCGGAUCGCCACGGUCGUUCAACAAACUCUCCCUCUACCCCUCGCUCCCGGCGCACUCCGGCUGCGGCCAGUAAUAGAGAUCCCUAUGGAAACGCUUCUCUCAGCAGCAGCAGCAACUCAGGCUCAUGUAAAGGCAGUGAAUGCAGCCCAACCAAAGGACGCCAUCAGAAGUACACGUCAUGUACAGACAACCAUGGCAUUCGGCCUCCUCCACCAGAGCAGUACCUCACACCCCUUCAGCAGAAGGAGGUGUGUAUCCGACACCUGCGGGCCAAGCUAAAAGAAACCAUCAACACCCUGCAAGACAGGGACACAGAAAUAGAUGAGUUGAGAGGCCGGCUUUACAGAAUGCAGGAGGACUGGGUUGAAGAAGAGUGCCACCGCGUAGAGGCUCAGCUGGCCCUGAAGGAGGCGCGUCAGGAAAUCCAGCAGCUCAAACAGGCUGUGGAUACUGUUCGUGCCAGGCUGAGCGAUGCCGGAGGUAUCAGUGGAGAUGUAGGGGUCCAGAAGUACUUUCAGGAUAUCAAUGCUCAGAACCACAAGCUGGAAAACCUUUUGCUGAGUAUGGAGUUGGCCCAGGCAGGAUUAGCAAAGGAGGCGGAGGCUAUGCCAGGCUGUCGGACCCGCGUUGGGGGUUCAGCACCAGCAUCUGUUUCAGGAGAAAGUCCUGGCGGAGUACCCAAACUUACUGUAGGAGGAAGAGGGUCUUGCUCUUGUGAUGGCUCCCCAGCCCGAUCUUUAACUCGGAGUUCCACCUACACAAAGCUGAGUGAUCAGGCACUGGCGGACCGCAAUGACAACGGGUCGGACUUUCCUUGUCUCUCAGGCGACGGCACCCAGGACAGCGGCUUUGUGUGCUGUGGGGAGAGUAACAUCCCCAGCCGGGCUGACCUUCUGCUGGAGGCCGCAUUCCUUUCUGAGGAAACAGCAUCUUUACUUAAUUCCUACACGCAGACCUUCUCCCACUCUCUUCCCCAUUCUCAUCCCCACUCUCUGCCAAACUCACUGUCUCACACCUACUCACAUACCUUACCUCAUUCUUUCCCUCACAAUUUGUCCCACUCUGUGCCGCAUACUAUGCCACACUCUUCUACGUAUGAGAAGCUGUGCACAGGGGAGGGGCUGGCACCCUUUCGUUGUGGUCUGGGUGGAGUGAGCUGUAUGAGCCACCCCUGCCUCUCCCACCACCAUCUGUACCUGCACCCUUUAAGGGAGACUGGCAUUCAGACAGAAAGCUGCCCCAUCCCUACAACAGCAGGGUAUCCCUCCGAUCUGGACACCAUCGCAGAGCAACGUACUUUCCGGUCCCAGGCCUGCAGCCCCACUUCAACCUGGAUGUCUGAUGAAGGGGACGAGGAGUUGGACUCCAUUACCACCACAACUUCAGUAACCACAGCAACAGUCAUGAGUACAGCAACAGAGCCAAUCCCCAAAACUCCAGUGGUCCCAUCUUUACCACGGUCCGCCACUGUUGCGUGUUCCAUGGAAAGUCCUGUGCAUAAAGAGAAAGAGUAUUUAGAGGAGGAGGAAAAGCAGGAGAAAGAGGAAAAAGAGAAGGAAGCUUUUGUGGCAGAAGAGCAGGUGGAGAUAGUUAUGAUCAAACUGGCAGAAGAAAGGCAACAGAUGCUGAUGGGUUCAGUGGGAGAGAAGAUAGAAGGGCAGGGUGCGGAAGAGAAGCCGGCUCAAGGAAAACUCUGUGAUCUUGCUGAGAUGCCAGCAACAUGGCAGGGUGAGCUUAAGUUAAGAGGAUGCUGUGGAGAAGGCAGGCAGGGUGGGACAUCAUUUGAAAACCUCGGAGUUGUGGACACGCAGCAAGAAAGCUGUCCUUUACAAGAAUCAACCCAGGUAGAGACACCUCACCUGAGUCCGAGUCACCAGAGAUCUUCUCCAGCUAUAGAACAGCCUCACACAAUCCAGCCAAGAAGGUCUACUUCCCAUGAGGAGAUAGGUGGUGUUACAGUGGUGGAGGUGCACAAUGAGGACAAUGAUAACGGUGAAACAAAAGAGCACGGUGCCACAGGGGACACUGCAGAAGAGAACGGAGAAUCAUCUAGCUCUGGGACGAUUCAGAAAAGCUACUGGAGUCGUCACUUCCUAGUUGAUCUGCUUGCGGUGGCCAUUCCUGUGGUGCCGACGGUGGCGUGGCUCUGCCGCGGUCCAGUCCGGGAAGGACAACCAAUGUAUCACAUAGGAUCACUGCUGAGAGGCUGUUGCACUGUGGCGUUGCACUCACUGCGCAGGGGAGGCGGGCUGAGGCACUACCCCGCAGGCGGGGGAGACUUAGGGGGAUCACAGAUAUAAGAAGAAAAUCUGUUCAGCACCUCUGUGGCCCUUAACCACGACCUUUCCUGUGUAGGUUUUCUCUUGGAAGAUUCAAGUGCAAGAAGACGAGGACUUCCUGUCCUGCAGUUUCUGCCAAGAAUAGGCAAGACGGGUAUAAGAAACAGGAAAUGUGAAGCUCUUGGACUGGCAAGCUCUGCCCUGUUUUGGUUCUGCUCCGCAAUGUCGGUCACCCAAUGUUCCUCAGCCUUGCUACCAAGAUGUCUGCCAGCUCUACUGGCUUGUGGAAAAGUAAAUGAGCUGAUUGAAGUGAAUGAUGCCUGGAUCUUUGAUGCUGAUUGUUUCUUUUGAUCUUAAAUGCAGGGAAAACUGUAAAAGAUUCAUUGACUACUCAACCUAUGAAUUCUAACACAUUUGAAUGGUUGUGUGUGUAUAUGUGGCAUAUAUGUAUAAGAGCUUGUAUACAUGUGUAGCCAAGUUACAAAAAGCUACAGCUUCACCAAGUCAUUAAGCAAUGACUGAGGGGAAAAUCCACUCUAAAUCAGAAUUUACAUGUUUCCUACAACUGCAGACGGUUUUCAUUGAUCUUCAAGACUGAAAUCUCAGAGUGUGUCUGCCAUCAUGACAGGAUGACGUAGACACAAAACUCAGGGAUGUUCCGAGGGUAGAAACACACAAACCUAUUAAAUUUGCUUCAAAUCAUAAACAUUUUCCACACCCAGCUGUGGCCAGUUCAGUUGUGCUGCCAAGUUAAACUCUACUUACUUUUAAUCGUACUAUUUUAGUAUUAAGGUUUUAGUUCUCUCUCCUGGCCAAAGAAGCUUUUUGGUUGAACUCAACACCCCAAAGGAAUGUUGUUCAUCAUUAAAAUGACGUCUGCCAAAAAUCCUAUGUAGAUGUUUAUUAAUCAAACACAGUAGGUGAAUCUGAGGUGUGUAUACAUCAACUGCAUAGAAGCUGAUUUCUAAUUUUCUUUCAUGCAUUUCAUGCAUUUAGCAGUUUGAGGCAUCUAAAAACAAAAACCAUGAUGCCAUCACACUUAGGAUGAGACUGUUUUUAAGAUAAGAUAAGAUAGAUCUUUAUUGUCACUGUUACAAGGACAAUGAAAGACAGUUUGGCAUCUCUCCAUUAGCAGCAUGUAUAUUUUUUCUAUAUUAAAAUUACUUUAUAAUAAAAGAUAAGAGACAAAUUUCCCACCUGUGGGACUAAUAAAGGUUAUCUUAUCUUAUCUUAUACACAGAUACAUGCAGAUGCCAGAGUCUUUUCAAGCUUUUCAGAAAUGUGUAAAUGUAGCAUUUCCACUAAAAGCUUUUUUUCCUGGAAAUGAUUGAUUUAGGCCAUAAAAUUGCAUAUGUCGCCAAGCAUUCUCAUCUACUUAUAAUAUGCAUAACCAUCACUUGAAACAAAAAACAGGCUUUGUCCUUGUUGAACGAAGUCUUCAUGUUGCGCCUUUUGUAGGCAGUUAUUUAGUCUAACCUGCCAAUUAACCUGAUAAAAGCAAGUACCUUGCUUGAUUUCUGCAAUUUUUUUCUAAAGACUGCUUAAACAUUUCCCUGUACUCGACGUUGACGUUAGAAUGUGCACUUUAAUUUCUCUUCAUCUCUGCAUCCCCAGGAGGCCAGCCAGAAUCUCAUUAAUAAUGAAGGAGAUGUUACUUAUUAUAGAAAGUCCAUGGGUGAUUUACCUAUUCUGCCAUGUUCGUUGUGUUUCUACCCUGAGAGCAUUACGAUUAGUUCUCCUAAAUAAAUAAAGCUAUUCAGAUUUAUUAAACUCAAACUAAGAUCAAUACCACACUUAUAACUAUACACUAAAAAUAAAGCUCAGUUGAGAGCCAGCCUGAGUCUUUGCAAAGGUAAACUCAAAAGUUAUAAAGCAAAGCUCUCUAAAUAAAAUCUUAGAUUUGUUUCUGUAAUCCAUAUGAGAGCUUUUGUUUCUGUUGUUUUCAUUUUAUGUAUCUAUUUAUUUAUUGGGGCAGUCUACUUGUUUGGGAAGGUGAUAAUAAUAACAUGCAUAUUAUAUUUUAGGGUGGAAUAUUUUCCAUACUCAGUCAUAUUGUCUCAUAUGGGCCUUAUCUGCUUAAGCUUGUAUUCAAAGCAAAGUUGCCAGAACCAAUUCAUUUGGUGAAAAUAACAGACCUCAGUUUGUGUUACUUAAGUUUAAGUUUGUGUUACCUAAAGUCACCUGAUUAAAUCUAAUUGAAAUGCCAUAUCACGAUCAAACACUUUGUUUGUAGAUCCUCACCGGCUCACUUUGGUAUCUUAGUGUAGCUCUGAAUGGAAUGAGUUGUGCUCAGUCUGUGAUCUGUGCUGUAUAUUUCUGCUAAACUUAAUGCUCUUGUGGUGUAGUUUUAACUGUCACUCUGGUAGUAUGUAUUCCAAGUCAACUGUACAAGAGCUAGUCAGUCACUGCUAAUAACUCAGCUUAAUUUGUCUAACAGAUCAUUCUGAAAGGCAUUUAUAGACAUCGUGUGCUACAUGUCAGUCGACAGUUCAAAUGUACAUUAAUAAGAUGUCUGGGUUUUAAACGCACUUAGCAUCAGGGUAUUUUUUUUAUUUGUCUGAAUGUGUGCAUCACGAGAGGACUAUGAUGAAAGAUGAAUGUGUAAAUGAGCAAAUAAGCAAAUCAUGGCUGGAUAACUGAAUGGGCCUGCUGGGCACAGAUCUAACUGCUAAGACUGCUAGAACAAAACAAAAGGCUUCCAAGAAGUUGGAAUGGGAUCUGAAAGCUCACUAAAGAGCAAUAUGGCUGCAAGAGGGUGGAAAACAAAUUGCCAGUAGAUAACAGACAAAAAUGCUAUGUAAAUGGACUAAUUCUUACAUAACACUUUUCUACUCUCCCAGAGUACUCAUGCCAGAUUCACCCAAGCACUGUCUUCUAUGUUUUUAAGUGCUUUCUAACUACCAUUCACACACAUUGAUGCUGAGAUGGGAGAGCAACUUGGGGUUAUUAUCUUGCCCAAGAAUAUUUGGUAUGCAGACUAUGGGGAGCCAGGGAUUGAACCACCAACCUUUGCAAUCAGUAGAUGACCUGCUCUACCUCCUGACCUACAGCCACCCAUCAGUCAUAUGUCAAUAUGAAUGAUGACAGAGUUUAAACUACUCCAAAAAGAAACCAAGCAACUACAGAAAUGACACAAAACAACUGCAAGAAACGUAAAACCAAUGCAAGAGAUGUCUAAUGACUACAAAAAGAUUCAAAAUGACUUCAGAGAGACCUAAAGUGACUACAAAGUCAUGUACAAGGAAAAAACAUAAAGAACCCUACAAAGAGACAGAAAAUGACAACAAGUACUAAGGUCUGCAAGACAGCUGGAUAAAAAAAAAACAGAAAGCAACUACAAAGAAAGUGAUAUAAAAUGACCUCAAAGAUGUAUAAAACAAACAAUUGUAGAGGUGCCUAAACUGUACAGAGAUUAAAAGGACUUCAAAGAGAUUUCCCAAAUGACUUUGAAGCAACAAAAACAUGCAGAGAGAACACAACUGUAGAGAAGUCUAAUACUUAAAAGAGAUGCAAAAUCACUUCCAAGAGAUUUGAAGUGGCUACAAAAAUAUGAAAAAAUGUCUUCAAAGAGAGCUUAAGUAAAUACAGAUAGAUGUGAAAUUAUAUCUAAAUGACUACAAAAAGAUGUAAAAGGGCUGCAGGAAGAAGAAAAACAACUGCACAGACAUAAAACCACAAAAUGACACGGAGACACAACCACAAAGA
Pelmatolapia mariae (spotted tilapia) is the source of this 6597-nucleotide messenger RNA. It is a transcript of the gene snphb, whose product is annotated as syntaphilin b. Gene Ontology annotation, biological process: neuron differentiation. The record is from RefSeq and is a predicted model, not a curated record. Gene Ontology annotation, cellular component: mitochondrion; cytoplasmic microtubule. The transcript is spliced from 7 exons. NCBI's taxonomy places the organism in Eukaryota, Metazoa, Chordata, Actinopteri, Cichliformes, Cichlidae. Bases 280 to 2913 code for a protein of 877 amino acids.